AUGGGGUCAGGAAAACCAAGAGGAUUAAGAGCAGCAAGAAAAUUAAGAAUAAGAAGAAGAACACAAAAAUGGGCAGAUAAAAGUUAUAAAAAAUCUCAUCUAGGAACAAGAUGGAAGUCUAACCCAUUUAGAGGAAGUUCUCACGCAAAAGGAAUUGUAGUAGAAAAAGUUGCCAUUGAAGCUAAACAGCCUAACUCAGCUUACAGAAAAUGUGUAAGAGUACAAUUAAUUAAAAAUGGUAAAAAGAUAACAGCUUUUGUUCCAGGGGAUGGUUGUUUAAAUUUUAUCGACGAAAAUGAUGAAGUUUUAGUUUCAGGAUUUGGUAGAAGUGGUCAUUCAGUUGGUGAUUUACCAGGUGUUAAAUUUAAAGUGGUUAAAGUAGCAAGAGUUUCCUUACUAGCUUUAUUUAAAGAAAAAAAAGAGAAACCUAGAUCAUAA
This is a messenger RNA of Plasmodium gallinaceum, 438 nucleotides long. Its product is annotated as 40S ribosomal protein S23, putative. Gene Ontology annotation, biological process: translation. The transcript has 3 exons. Gene Ontology annotation, molecular function: structural constituent of ribosome. Gene Ontology annotation, cellular component: cytosolic small ribosomal subunit; ribosome. NCBI's taxonomy places the organism in Eukaryota, Apicomplexa, Aconoidasida, Haemosporida, Plasmodiidae. The coding region runs from base 1 to 438 and encodes 145 amino acids. The record is from RefSeq and is a predicted model, not a curated record.